Molecule: messenger RNA, 2945 nt
Organism: Ochotona princeps (American pika)
Lineage: Eukaryota; Metazoa; Chordata; Mammalia; Lagomorpha; Ochotonidae
Gene: BTK
Product: Bruton tyrosine kinase
Exons: 19
Coding region: 544-2520 (658 amino acids)
Biological process (GO): peptidyl-tyrosine autophosphorylation; B cell receptor signaling pathway; intracellular signal transduction
Molecular function (GO): ATP binding; protein binding; non-membrane spanning protein tyrosine kinase activity
Source: RefSeq, a predicted model, not a curated record
GUACCCUCUGACACAGAGCUGUCCAUUACACACCAACUUCCUGGAAGACAAAAAGACAGAUGCCUCCCCUUUCACAUUACUGGCUGAUGGUACAUAAGGAAGAGCUAUGACACUUCCUGUGUGAAUCUGAAAGAGAUGGGACCCUUACAGCACUGGAAGAAUCAUGAGGAGUAGGUGGAAGAAGGGGAUACUAAGCCAUGGAAAUCCUGGUGAUCUCUCAGCUCAAUAAUCUAAAUGUGGAAGCCAUUUCCCUCCUCGCUCAGAGAGGUGAUGGCUAGUGAAAGACCUACUUCCUCAUACUUCAACCAGCACUAAACCCUAGCCCAACACAGACUCUUGAAAGGAAGAAAGGCUUACUCUUGAACAACUGGAUUUGUUGUAAAAGAGAAAAAAGAGCAGAGCCAGGUUCUCGAAGGACUUGCCUUUGUAGGAAAUAAGAGCAGAGGCCAAGACUGGAGCAGAUGGUGACUCUGAGCAGGGAGUAUAGUCAACGAGAGCCCACAACGAAACUGCAGCACACAGUGAACUCCAGAAGGAGAAGCUAUGGCUGCAGUGAUACUAGAGAGCAUCUUUCUGAAGCGUUCCCAGCAGAAAAAGAAAACAUCACCUUUAAACUUUAAGAAACGCCUCUUCCUCUUGACCGUGAACAAACUUUCCUACUAUGAGUAUGACUUUGAACGUGGGAGAAGAGGCAGUAAGAAGGGUUCAAUAGAUGUUGAGAAGAUCACCUGUGUUGAAACAGUGGUGCCUGAAAAAAAUCCUCCCCCUGAAAGACAGAUUCCGAGAAGGGGUGAAGAGUCCAGUGAAAUGGAGCAGAUCUCCAUCAUUGAAAGGUUCCCUUAUCCCUUCCAGGUUGUUUAUGAUGAAGGGCCACUUUAUGUCUUCUCCCCAACAGAAGAACUGAGGAAGCGUUGGAUUCACCAGCUCAAAAACGUAAUCCGGUACAACAGUGAUCUGGUACAGAAAUAUCACCCUUGCUUCUGGAUCGAUGGGCAAUACCUGUGCUGCUCUCAGACAGCCAAAAAUGCCAUGGGCUGCCAAAUUUUGGAGAACAGGAAUGGAAGCUUAAAACCUGGGAGUUCUCACAGAAAGACGAAGAAACCUCUGCCACCAACACCAGAGGAGGACCAGAUCUUGAAAAAGCCACUGCCUCCCGAGCCAACAGCAAUACCGGUCACAAGUGAGCUGAAAAAGGUGGUAGCCCUUUAUGAUUACAUGCCAAUGAAUGCAAAUGACUUACAGCUGCACAAGGGCGAGGAGUAUUUUAUCCUGGAGGAGAGCAACUUACCAUGGUGGCGAGCACGAGAUAAAAAUGGGCAAGAAGGUUACAUUCCUAGUAACUAUGUCACCGAAGCAGAAGACUCCAUAGAAAUGUAUGAGUGGUAUUCCAAACACAUGACUCGGAGUCAAGCUGAACAACUGCUCAAGCAAGAGGGAAAAGAAGGAGGUUUCAUUGUCAGAGACUCCAGCAAGGCUGGAAAAUACACUGUGUCUGUGUUUGCCAAGUCUACAGGGGACCCUCAAGGAGUGAUACGCCAUUAUGUUGUGUGUUCCACACCUCAGAGCCAGUAUUACCUGGCAGAGAAGCACCUUUUCAGCACCAUUCCUGAGCUCAUUAACUACCAUCAGCAUAACUCUGCAGGACUCAUAUCCAGGCUCAAAUAUCCAGUGUCUCAAAAAAACAAGAAUGCACCUUCCACUGCAGGCCUGGGCUAUGGAUCGUGGGAAAUCGAUCCAAAGGACCUGACGUUCUUGAAGGAGCUGGGGACUGGACAAUUUGGGGUAGUGAAGUAUGGGAAAUGGAGAGGCCAAUAUGAUGUGGCCAUCAAGAUGAUCAAAGAAGGUUCUAUGUCUGAGGAUGAGUUCAUUGAAGAAGCCAAAGUUAUGAUGAAUCUUUCCCAUGAGAAACUGGUGCAGUUGUACGGUGUCUGCACCAAGCAGCGCCCCAUCUUCAUCAUCACUGAGUACAUGGCUAAUGGCUGCCUCCUAAACUACUUGAGAGAGAUGCGCACUCGCUUCCAGAGUCAGCAGCUGUUGGAGAUGUGCAAGGAUGUCUGUGAAGCCAUGGAAUACCUGGAGUCAAAGCAGUUCCUUCAUCGAGAUCUGGCAGCUCGAAACUGUUUGGUAAAUGACCAAGGCGUUGUGAAAGUAUCUGACUUCGGUCUGUCCAGGUAUGUCCUGGAUGAUGAAUAUACAAGCUCAGUAGGGUCUAAGUUUCCAGUGCGGUGGUCUCCACCAGAAGUUCUUAUGUAUAGCAAGUUCAGCAGCAAAUCUGACAUUUGGGCUUUUGGGGUUUUGAUGUGGGAGAUCUACUCCCUGGGCAAGAUGCCUUAUGAAAGAUUUACGAACAGUGAGACCGCUGAGCACAUUACCCAAGGCCUGCGUCUCUACAGGCCUCAUCUGGCUUCCGAAAGGGUGUACACCAUCAUGUACAGCUGCUGGCAUGAGAAAGCAGAUGAACGUCCCACUUUCAAAAUUCUCCUGAGCAACAUUCUCGAUGUCAUGGAUGAAGAAUCCUGAGCUCGCUAAUAAGCUUCUUGAUUCCACUCCUUGCUUCUACCAGCCUCACCUGCCCUGAGGAAAUCCCGGGUUCACAGGUUCUGGAGCCUUCGUGCUUCCACUAACUACACCAAGCCCCCACCUCCCUUCUGCAUCUAGGAAUGCCACUCUGCUUUGGCACCCUGGGAUAGUGCCUUCUGUGCAGAGGUCCAGGCGUCUUUGUGCCUCGGAUUACCCCCAAGAGAGAAAAUUGCCCAAAAUAGUAUUAAGACACACUGAAUUUGGGGAUGGAGACAUUUGAGAAGAGGGAGGGAGGGAAGUACACAAAGAGACCAAUAGCUCUUUGGAGGUACAUUUGAUCUUGGGAAGGGGAGCGCAGAAUUUUUCGAAGAUGAAACUGUGUCAUAAAAUGGGAGGGGGUCGUUUUAUACAAUAAAAUUACUGGA